This is a messenger RNA of Enterobius vermicularis (human pinworm), 648 nucleotides long. NCBI's taxonomy places the organism in Eukaryota, Metazoa, Nematoda, Chromadorea, Rhabditida, Oxyuridae. The record is from the annotation of a GenBank genome assembly.
AUGAAAAUAUGGAACGGUGGAGUUUAUCGAGCUUGUGCAGAUGGGGCUGCGAAUAUGUUACAGGUUCUUGUCAGGGACCGCUGUGUAAAGUUGCCGCAACUUCUUUGUGGUGAUUUUGAUUCAAUAACUAGUGAAGCAUUACACUUUUUCAAGGAAAAUGGUGUCGUUGUUAAAGAAACCCCAGAUCAGGAUUACCCGGAUAUUUGGAAAGCUCUAAAAUUGAUGGCAAAUACCAUUAAUCAAAAAAACUUGAAGAUUGAGCAUCUUGUGAUUCUUGGAGGUCUCUCAGGGCGGAUAGAUCAUACAUUAUCCUCAUUCGAUGCACUUCUCCGCUUUCAUUCGAUCUGCGAUUGUCCAGUCUUUAUCAUCGAUGACAUCAAUCUGGUUACUUUAUUGCAUAAGGGGACUACAGUUAUAUACCUCGAUAAUCAUGAACCUUAUUUAACUGGAAUUGCUGGCUUCAUGCCUUUAUGUCAGAAGCCGACUACAGUCACUUCAGUUGGGUUUAAGUGGAAUCUUGAGAAUGCCUCGUUGGAAUAUGGUGGUUGUAUCAGCGUUUCAAAUAAAAUUGAAGCUGAUACGGUUUGUUUUCAAACAAAUGCUCCCUUAAUUUUCAGUUUGGAACUGUCCAAAAAUGUUCUUGCUUAG